Molecule: messenger RNA, 2026 nt
Organism: Limanda limanda (common dab)
Lineage: Eukaryota; Metazoa; Chordata; Actinopteri; Pleuronectiformes; Pleuronectidae
Product: tumor necrosis factor receptor superfamily member 12A
Exons: 5
Coding region: 161-526 (121 amino acids)
Biological process (GO): positive regulation of apoptotic process
Cellular component (GO): plasma membrane
Molecular function (GO): protein binding
Source: RefSeq, a predicted model, not a curated record
AGACUCCUGCGGGUGACUCACUCUGGUGCUCUCGCUUUUCCAUGCUGAGUGAGAACCAGCACUGGACCCACUGCACUCAUCACAUGCACUUUUCGGGAACCGUGUAGCCGACGGAGAGCAGCGUCCCCCCCCACCACCCCCCCACGGACACACACACACCAUGGCUCCCCAGGCUCUGCGCGCCCUCUGCGGACUCAUCCUCGCGGCCGCGGCCAAUCUCCACGUCGCGACCGCACAGAAAAGUCAGUGUGGCAGGUCCGAGUUUUGGAACUCAGAUUUGGAUAUGUGUGUGCAGUGCGCGUCGUGCAAGCAGUACCCCAAGACCCCGUCGUGCAACACAUGUAUACCUGCGGAGGUCACACCGGAUGUGUGGAAACUUGCGGCCAUCACCAGUUUCUCGGUGCUUGCCGUCGUCCUGGUCGGCGCUGCCUUGAUUAUCGGGGUCAUGGUGCAUCGACGCAAGUCCCACAAACGGCCUCUACGUGAACCCAUUGAAGAAACUGCGGGGCCACUUUAUCAAGCUUAAACAUUUCACCUCAUCUUCCUCUGGAAACAGAUGUGACGGAACCGAGCAGCGACCAGCACACAGCUGGACGCAGGAACCUCUGGACCACGAAGCGAAUACUCUGAACGCAGAGUAUCUUCUGACGAGAAUCGGACCAGUUUUUAUUUAUUAGACGGUUGAAGGGAUCACUCAGUCCCCUAGCAACCACAGGACUUAACAAUGAGCAACUCUCACACCGUAACAUUAUAUUAGAGUGGUAUCAUUUUCAGACCACGUGUGCCUCUAUAUUCAAUGUAAAUGAGAUCAUGAUCCAGAAUAUCCUUUGUGGGUUUAAACUUUAUAUAGAUAUUUGAUUCAGCAUCAGGACUAACCUACAAACCCACGCUCCUGUUUAGUGUUGUGCUGUUCUCCAGCAGGAAUUCAAUGAAUGUAACACAGCUUGUGCCUUCUGCUGGGCUGCAGUCCCAUCCCCUGCUCUUCUGCAGGGUGACAAGGGGUCUCCCUGCUGGUUAUCUACCACAACAGCCUCUUCAAGAUAAUCCAUAUGUGAGCAAGACAAACUGUUUGGCACAUUAAGGCCAUUUGAAUGUAGCUAUAUGUAGGUGAAAUGUAUUCUAGCCUUUGUCCCUGACUGCACCUCCAGCUGUCCUACGUCCCUUUAGACCAACACAGGCCCUUUACUGCAGGUCAAAAUAUGUUUUAUUUUUUUCAGUUUUAAGGUUUUUCAGCUGACUUUUUAUAUUCUCUUACUAUUCCAUCCCCAGAAUUCACGUUACCGUCCCAGCGUUAGCAGCACAGGAUGCUUGAAACACUAGAAACACACAAUGCCAGCCUACUAACAAGAGCAAAGCAUGUACUGAACUGAAGAGAGCGACACCCACAGUGUUUCACGGCGAAAGUUACACAAUCACAACUAACUCGGACUUGUGGAUUGAUGAUCCUCAACAACAACGAUAAAAGGCGAUGCAUCAUGUCGAGAUGUCAGUAAUUUUGUGGCCACUGAAACCAGUGAAAAACAUGGUGGGGCAGGAUUGUUGUUUUCCACUUUUUCUCAAAGUGUUUUUAUUGUUGUUUUUUUUUCAUCUUCCGACCAUCUUGCUGUAUGUGGUCACUGACAAUGUUUCAGGUCUGCUUUUUGGAUCUGUCUGCUUGUGGGUGAAACGCUUGCCCUGUGGCAGCGACAUUAGGGAAUCCCUUCAAAUACAGAUCCGUCCACAUUUCUAUUUUUGUGUUUAGAUUGUUUAUAUUAUUUAUUUGUAAGUGUCUCGCAGUGUAGCAUUGUUUCAAACUGCGAGGGACAAGCACAUGUGUAAAGGGACUCCAGUGAAGAUUUUUCUUUUAAAUUUCUACUCGGCCAGCCAGCGAUGUUACUGAGCAAUAACUAACACUUCCUGCUUAUUCCUCAUGCUUCCUGUCUAACUGUAUAUACUGUACAUGCACUGGCUUCUUUUACUUAACGCAAUCCUAUAAACCGCUUUGUGUACCUAAAGUAUUUUCACAAUAAAACUGACAAUUUAAUAA